Molecule: messenger RNA, 6683 nt
Organism: Cercocebus atys (sooty mangabey)
Lineage: Eukaryota; Metazoa; Chordata; Mammalia; Primates; Cercopithecidae
Gene: SMOC1
Product: SPARC related modular calcium binding 1
Exons: 11
Coding region: 125-1525 (466 amino acids)
Biological process (GO): extracellular matrix organization
Cellular component (GO): basement membrane
Molecular function (GO): extracellular matrix binding; calcium ion binding; protein binding
Source: RefSeq, a predicted model, not a curated record
AUAACGGGAAUUCCCAUGGCCCGGGCUUAGGCGUCCAACCUGCUGCUGCCUGGGCCCCGCCGAGCGGAGCUAGCGACGCGCGCGGAGCACACGCUCGCGCUCCAGCUCCCCUCCGGCGCGGUUAAUGACUGUGUCCUCUGCCCGCAGCCUCUGUGAGCCCCCGCCGCAGGACCGCUGCCCGCUCCCCGCCGCCGCGAGGGCCCCGAGCGAAGGAAGGAAGGAAGCCAGACGCGCUGUGCGCCCCGCGGAGCCCGCGAACCCCGCUCGCUGCCGGCUGCCCAGCCUGGCUGGCACCAUGCUGCCCGCUCGCUGCGCCCGCCUGCUCACGCCCCACUUGCUGCUGGUGCUGGUGCAGCUGUCCCCGGCUCGCGGCCACCGCACCACAGGCCCCAGGUUUCUAAUAAGUGACCGUGACCCUCAGUGCAACCUCCACUGCUCCAGGACUCAACCCAAACCCAUCUGUGCCUCUGAUGGCAGGUCCUAUGAGUCCAUGUGUGAGUACCAGCGAGCCAAGUGCCGAGACCAGACCCUGGGCGUGGUGCAUCGAGGUAGAUGCAAAGAUGCUGGCCAGAGCAAGUGUCGCUUGGAGCGGGCUCAAGCCCUGGAGCAAGCCAAGAAGCCUCAGGAAGCUGUGUUUGUCCCAGAGUGUGGUGAGGACGGCUCCUUUACCCAGGUGCAGUGCCAUACUUACACUGGGUACUGCUGGUGUGUCACUCCGGAUGGGAAGCCCAUCAGUGGCUCUUCUGUGCAGAAUAAAACUCCUGUAUGUUCAGGUUCAGUCACUGACAAGCCCUUGAGCCAGGGUAACUCAGGAAGGAAAGUCUCCUUUCGAUUCUUUUUAACCCUCAAUUCAGAUGACGGAUCUAAGCCGACACCCACGAUGGAGACCCAGCCGGUGUUCGAUGGAGAUGAAAUCACAGCUCCAACUCUAUGGAUUAAACACUUGGUGAUCAAGGACUCCAAACUGAACAACACCAACAUAAGAAAUUCAGAGAAAGUCUACUCGUGUGACCAGGAGAGGCAGAGUGCCCUGGAAGAGGCCCGGCAAAAUCCCCGUGAGGGUAUUGUCAUCCCUGAGUGUGCCCCUGGGGGACUCUAUAAGCCAGUGCAGUGCCAUCAGUCCACUGGCUACUGCUGGUGUGUGCUGGUGGACACAGGGCGCCCGCUGCCUGGGACCUCCACACGCUACGUGAUGCCCAGUUGUGAGAGCGACGCCAGGGCCAAGAGUACAGAGGUGGAUGACCCGUUCAAGGACAGGGAGCUACCAGGCUGUCCAGAAGGGAAGAAAAUGGAGUUUAUCACCAGCCUACUGGAUGCUCUCACCACUGACAUGGUUCAGGCCAUUAACUCAGCAGCACCCACUGGAGGUGGGAGGAGGAGCACAGCACUAUGUCUGAGAAAGAUGAAGACAGGGUUCAACAGGCCCACAGACGGGAGCUACUGGAGGCGGCCCGUGGCACUCCGCUGCUCAGUCUCCGAGAUAGAGAGGAUGGCAUACAGAUCUCCGAGAAGAGGGAAGAGGUGAAUUUUGAAAAGGCACGUUCAGUAUUGUUGGCCUUUAUGUUAUUUGUGUUUAGAAUAUGAAAAAAAAUACCUGUUGUUUCAUGCAAAAACAGGCAUGAAAGAUUCAUACGUUCAGUAUUGUUGACCUUUAUGUUAUUUGUGUUUAGAAUACGAAAAAAAAAACCUGUUGUUUCAUGCAAAAACAGGCAUGAAAGAUUUAUGUUUUGUGUUUAUAAUUAUGUUUAGAAGAGAGGGAAAAAGAAAAAAAAGGAGGUCCAUGGGCUUAAAAAUUUCUGGUCUGGGGGCUUCCCAUUUACACCUUCCUGCAGGCUCCUGGCACUGCCCCCCAGCGCAGGGGUCCCACCUGUAGUUCUGCCUGAGUCCUAAGGAGGCAGGACUUCAAGCUCCCCCUGGCUGCUUUCCCAAGAGCACUGCGUGGUCUCCGCUGUAGGUGGGGGACGCAGAUGGGCCCUGCUGCCAGGGGAAGGAAGGUAGGUUUGUGCCUUAUCCUCAAAUGACAGACAGAAGGGAUUUUUACAGGCAAUGGAAGCUAAGAAAUUUAUGAUUUUUUAAUAUCAGUGUGUCCUUAGGGAAGAGGAUCUUUUUUCCAUUCUAUUUUAGGUGUAAUUUAGAGUUGGAAGAGAUUUUUCAAAAAAAUAAUUGUUUUCAAAACAUGUUUUUCAUUUUAAGCUCAUAUUAGCUUGACUAUACUUGGUUUAGAUGGGAAUGAAAGAUUUGAACUGCCUUUGGUAGUUAUGUUACCUAGAGGCUGGACUUUAGUCAAAAGACAGACAAGAUGCUCCAAGAAAUAGUUUAGAAAUCAAGGAAGUGGGUAGGGGAAGGGAGAAGAAAGAGAGAAACUGCUAUCCAGGAAGGUAGCUACCAGGGUUACCAGCGUAGUAACAGGUUUUAAGGCCGUCCCAGAUCUUCCCACUAUAUUCAGCAUAAGCCCUAACUCUGACCUGGGCUGGCCCUUCAGGACAACCUAGCUGGCCCCACCUCUCCUUAUAUAUUCCUUUCCUUCCCACCAUUGUGUUCCAGGCACUGGUUCUCCUGGUUCUCCUCAGUUCUGGUUCCUCGAACAAGUCAAGCUCUUGCCUGUUCCAGGACCUGUAUGUCAGUUGCUCCUAGAAUUCAGUUCCCCAUCUUCCAAUGACUGGCCCCUGCUUAUCUAUUUAAAUGUCACCUUCUCCAGGACCACUCAAUCUGCAAGAGCUGCCUGUUUACCCUGUACCUCAGCACCCCUUUUAACUCUCAGCCUAGCAUAUAUAAAGGUCUGAUACUUUGCUGGCUUGUUGAUACAUUGUCUGUCUCCCCAAACCCAGUGAAAAUUUAAGUUCUAUGAGAGAAGAAACAUUUUCUGUCUUCUUCCCUCCUGUAUUCCCAGAGCUUAGACUAGUGCCUGGAACAUAGUAGGUGCCCAAUAAAAUAUGUUAAAUGAAUAAAUAGCUAGAGGGACAGGGAUAGAUGGAUGAAUCCCUGUUUUGAUAAGACCUCUUUCUGGCACACAUCAGAGGGUCUACCCCGACCACCAAAAGACCAAGUAUAAGGCUGGAGCCAGCUGUCAAGUUUACUGUGGUGCUAUUUUGUAACCAGGGCCUGAGGCCACCCUGGCCGGGACCCAGGGACUUGGAGCACCGUGCAGACAGACCUUGGCCAGUUGUCCCUCUUGUGUGAUGGAGGAGCAGAGGCAUGGGGAAGCUGGAGGUCAGGUAGCAUGUCUGGAACAGGACUGACGAAGACAAUUAGGAAAUCCAGGCAUCCUGGGUUUUGGCUUUGACUGUGGAGUUCAGGCAGAGUUGGGGCUGCAGGCAUGAGGUUAAGGAAGCCACAUCUGAUCCCUCCUUUAUCCUCUCAGACUCUAGUAGUUAAAGCUAGACAUCAGCUGAGGCCAGGGAAACAGUCCCACUUGGGGACAGUGGGAAAAAGGGAUAGAAGAUGUUUGAACAGUACAGAAAAAAGGUGUCUUCCUCCCAGUCUACUUCCUGUCGGGCAUGGAGAUGUUGGCUUUGCAUCAACUCUCACGUUUCAACCUGCCCCUGGUAUGAGCUCCAUGCUAGGUUCUGGGGCAUCUGAAGAAAAGGGGAUAGUUUCUGGCCUGGAGGGGAGAUACAGAACAACCGCAUGACUGCAGUACAAAGUCAGUGGGAUAAUAGAGGCUGAGAAAGUGUUGUAGGGACCCUGGGAAGCCAGGGCGUGCGAGGAAAGGCUUUCCAUGGGAGCGACCGUGGAGCCCCAUCUUCACUUAUGAAUGGGAAAAUGCCUGACCUAGAUGGACCAGGGGUAAGGGCUUUCCAGCAGAGGGGACCAUAUGGGUAGUGAGGUGUGAACAUUGAACAGGGUAGGGAGUGUGGAGGGAAGUGUAAGAAGUAAUAUGGUUUACGUUUGGCAGUUGGGUUGGGGAGAUGAGGCUGCAGAGCUGGACAGAGCCCAGCUGGUGCCAGGCCCUGGGAUUCAAGAUGCAGGGCAGAAGGGAGCUGCAGGGUUAGGUGGACAUUUUUGCAGAGUCAUCCUGAUGGCACUAUGGAAGGGAGAUUGGAGGGGAGCAAGGUAGACAGGAAGAUGAUAGCAAGUGCCAACGUGAAAGGUGAAGAGGGCAUGGACCGUGGGAAAAGGAUGAUUUGCUGAAGCUUUUAUAAAGAAAUCAAUAGGAUUUCAAGACUUGCUAGAUGUGGGGAGUGGAAGAGUGGGAGGCAUUUACUCCCUUUUCUGGCCUGAUUUAGUAGCAAAAAGCAGUGCCACAAAUAUCUAAAAAUAGAGUAGAAUGGGGUGUCUGCGAAAACUCUAUGGCAGGUGCAUGGGAGGGGGUGCCUUGCAAAUGUCAUUGGGUGAUAGUCCCUCACAGUGAAUGUUUUCUGGGUGAGUGAGUUAUCCCUUUGGCCCCUCUGGCCAGGGCUCCAGGAGGCAGUGCUCCCCGUUAGAUCAGCCUUCCCACGGCACCCAUUAGCAUUUAUCAGUCCCAAAGGAAGAUUUCUGAGAUCUCAGCCGGCAGAGUCUUCUAGAGCAGGGGAACCCUCUCCUGGCUCCACCCUCCCCUACGGAAAGUCAACUUUGAGGGGAGGUGGGAAGGGCUGUGUGAGCCUCUUGGCCCUUCACGUGGUCCCCCGAGGGGAGACCGUACUGUGGCUUCCUCCUUCCUGCCCAGUGUGGUUGCCCGUUGAUGGCUUUGCAAGGAAGAGGCUGGAAUGUGGCUGACUUGGCAUUUCCCAGCCGCACCCGCACAGCUGGCGGGGCCUGGACCCAACUCCAGAUGGGGCUCAGUUGGUCUGCUUGGCUUGGCUAGUGCCUCCAGGCAGUCCCGCCUUACCUUCUCUAAAACUGCUUAGGACAGCAGAACUGGGCCCAAGAUCUUGGCCAAAGCAGGUUUCCUUGUGGUAAGCGGAGCUGGCUCUCCAGCUGUGCGUUGCAGCCAAGGCCUGGCGAGGCUGAGGCUGCAGAAGCAAAACUGAAAGUGCUGUGGGAGAAGGGUGGCCUGUGUCACCUCUGAAACUGGGAGAAGGCUCCGUGGGGCCAGUUUGGGGAGGAACUUGGCUCUAGUGGGUUUCCUCAUCCUGGAGGCAGAAGUCAACAGGACAGCCACAAAAACAGCCCAGAGGUAGGGCAGACACUAGCAUUGUCUGGCUCAUGUUGUCUGAACCAUAGUCUUCUAAAAUCUGGAAUUUGGUAUCAUUUGGGUGUGUCUUUUCAUACCAUAUCCAAGGAAACUUGGAUAUUUUACCUACCUAGUGAGCCCUUUUAGUAGAAGUAGAACUUUACCCAUGGAGAAGUCUGCAGUGUGGACAAGUGAGUGCUGUUACGCUGAUCCUGCGGAGCCCUUGCUCCCUCUCACUUAGGUCCCCAGCCUUUGCCUGAUGAGCAGCUUUGAAUCCAGCAGUCCUAACCUCCAGGAAUAUAUGUGUGCUCAUGUGAGACAGGUUGGGAGCCUGAGGCCAGUGUAAGCCUGGAGCUGGGAGGGGAAGGGGCAAGGCUUUGGGCUUUCUUGGGCUAUGGCUUUGUGGUUGAGGGGGUCUAACUGUGAUGGAAAGUCUCCAGCAAAGACUGCUCGAGAGAUUCCUGAAGCUCUGGGGGAGGCCUCCCUGCUCCAUGUCUAUCCAGCACUCCCCCAGGAAAAAUCUCAGAUUCUGUUCAGUUAACAGAGGCCUCUUGGGUCUUCUUUUGUACACACUUACUGCUAUGCUAGGACUCCUGCUGGAUCUCAGUCUUAGCCAAGAGCUUGUACAAAGCAUAGUGGGUACCUGCUGUCAACUUCAUCUGUGACUUAAGGCUGUUGCCAGGUCAGAAACUUGAUUUACAGAGUUUUUAAAUCCAUUGCCUUCAAUAGUUUUGUUGGAAGUAGGGAAACUAUCCCCAAACCCCUCCAGCUGCUGUCUUUUGUCUCACUCCAUCUUCUUUAAGCAUCUUCUUCUUGGGCCAUGGCUAGAGCCUCCAUUCCUCUAGAUCAAGGGUUUUGUUUGUUUGUUUGUUUGUUUUUUGUCUUUUUUUUCUUUUUAACCUGAGUCCAUGGACUUUGAAUGGGAUUUAGGGAGUCCAUUAAUCUCCUAAAAUCUGCAGACUUCUUUGUGUAUGUCCAUUUCUCUAGAGAGAGAGCUCAUAUCUUUGUAUAGGCUCUCAGAGGGUUCAUAAUCCCUCAUGGACUCAAAGCUGAAAAUUUCUGCUAUUAAUGUACUUGGAGUUUGGCCUGGCCAAAGUGUUGAAUUCCAAAGAUGACCCUAGGGCUACCCAGCUUACAGGUAGAGGUAGGGCUCUCUUACUUGGGAGUUUGGGAGUUGUUUUGGCAGCCAAAGGAGUUCAGAAGCAGAGAGUAUCAUGCUAGCUGGGAAGGAGGGAGGAAGGCAGCAGGACCCUUGGGCCUCACAGGGCAGGCUGUGGGUCAUGGCAGUGUUAGACGGAGCCCAGAGGCACUCCUUGGAGGGGCUCAGAGAAUCUCUCCUGAGGAAGUGAACGCUGCACAUCUCCACCCUGGCUGGGAGCCAGGCGGGGUGGGGGGCAGCAAUCAGAAGCUGUGGCUGCCCUGCACUGGGAGGUCUUGGUGGGAGUGAAGAGAGUCAAAAUGUUGUUCUUCUGGCAAGGAGAUGUCAAGAAGGGAAAAUCAGAAGAAAAGCAGGGAAAGGGGCAGGAGCCAGAUGAUGGUCACUCUCAGGCAUGUAAGGAAACUCUUGGAGGUUGUAAAGUCAGAAGAA